Polypterus senegalus (gray bichir) is the source of this 1043-nucleotide messenger RNA. Its product is annotated as sperm flagellar protein 1-like. Gene Ontology annotation, molecular function: microtubule binding. Gene Ontology annotation, cellular component: axoneme. Bases 159 to 833 code for a protein of 224 amino acids. The record is from RefSeq and is a predicted model, not a curated record. NCBI's taxonomy places the organism in Eukaryota, Metazoa, Chordata, Cladistia, Polypteriformes, Polypteridae. Gene Ontology annotation, biological process: regulation of cytoskeleton organization. The transcript has 7 exons.
GCCCGCGGCGCACGCUUGGCUGACGGGAACGACUUCUGUCUGAAAAGGAACAUACUGAAAGUUUUGGAUUUUUAAAAUUCUUAUUUUUGUCUCAUUUGGGGCUUAACGUGCAGGUCCUUUCUAAUGUUCUUCGACAUUGUUUUUAAUUACUGAAUAAGAUGGCAGUGGAACUGGACGAAGACGCAUUGCAGGAGCUGUACACCUGGGUGGAUCACAUUCCUUUGUCCAGACCUAAGAAGAGCAUCGCUCGAGACUUCAGCGAUGGAGUGCUGGCUGCUGAAAUUGUAAAUUUUUUCUUCCCAAAGAUGGUGGAGUUGCACAAUUAUGUCCCCGCCAGUUCUACACAGCAGAAGUUAAGCAACUGGGGAACUCUCAACAGAAAAGUGUUCUAUCGGCUGAAUUUCAGCAUCCCAGAAGAUGUUCUCAGGAAAGUGACCCAGUGUUCUCCAGGGGUUGUGGAAAUAGUCCUUAACACUCUGAAACAGAAAAUAGAGGAGAAGCAGAAGCAGAAUCCUAACAAGAGCAGUGCACAGGAUUCCAAGCACAAUACUGUCCAUCAGGGCUCCAACGAACCUGGCACAGGUUAUGCCAAGAUUGCUGCAUCACCAAAUGGCGGCCAUCAGAAUCCCGCCAGUCCCAGAAAAACCAACAAUAUGGACCCUGCAACACGUGUCCUUCUAGAAGAGAAGCAACAAGCUCUUCUAGCUGCUCAGGAAAGUAUUCAGGUUUUGAAAGCUAAAGUCCGUCGCUUAGAACAUCUCGUCCAUCUGAAGGAUGUCCGCAUUGAUGACCUCACACGGCGUCUGCAGGAAGCUGAACAAAAGUCCAAAUGAACAGGCCUCACCAUCUCGGCAUCCACAAGAUCAAGACUGGCAGUUGGUCAUCUUAAUCAAUGCUUUUGAAGUGCAGGCCCUGCCAAGCUGUUGAAACUGGGUUUACUGAACCUAAUGCUGUAUGGUUUUAUGUGUAAUGCAGGUUCAUUGUUCAUUUACAGAUACAUCACUAAUUUAUUAUGGAAAAUAUAUUUUAGCCUUUGUUUUCAA